Saccostrea cuccullata (small rock oyster) is the source of this 704-nucleotide messenger RNA. Its product is annotated as telomeric repeat-binding factor 2-interacting protein 1-like. NCBI's taxonomy places the organism in Eukaryota, Metazoa, Mollusca, Bivalvia, Ostreida, Ostreidae. Gene Ontology annotation, molecular function: telomeric repeat DNA binding. The record is from RefSeq and is a predicted model, not a curated record. Bases 49 to 663 code for a protein of 204 amino acids. The transcript has 7 exons. Gene Ontology annotation, biological process: regulation of DNA-templated transcription; telomere maintenance via telomere lengthening. Gene Ontology annotation, cellular component: shelterin complex.
CUUGCAUAUUUGUUAUCGUUUGACAUCGAUUGAAGGGAAAAAUAAAAAAUGGCGCUAAAAAGGGAAAAUAUUUUCAAAGAUGUUAUAUUUUUCUUUCGCCCUUGUGCCGCUAGAAGUAAAGUGCAGCCAAUAAUAGAGGAAAAUGGUGGGAAAGUUACAGCCAGAAUGACCUUAAAUGCAAUCAAACUUGCCAAUGAUGAUGAUUAUUUAGUGUCAGAUGAUUAUUUCUCAGUGAGAUACAUUGAGGAUUGUGUGAAAGCUAACGAGAUGCUUGACAAAGAAAAGUACAGGUUGGAGACCAGGAGGGUGGUUAUUCGGAAUGCCAGCGAUGAUCAGGUCAGCGACAUCUCAUUUGAUGAAGAGCAACCACAAAGAUUGCGAGCAAGUAGUAAAUACUUACAAGGGAGAAAGAUGUACACCUAUGCUGAUGACAUGGCCAUACUUAACUACAUCAUAAGUAAUGAUUAUCACGAUAAAGUGGCUGGAAACACGGUGUGGAAGGAAAUGGAAGAUUUACAGAUUACGAAACACUCUGCCUCCUCCAUGAAUACGCGUUACAGGAAAAUAAUCAAGCAUAAUCUGAAUCUAUAUACCAUCCCAGUCACCCACAAGAAGAAACUGAAUCUGGACUAUCUGGCAACAUCUGAUGAUAGAUUACAAUGAUAUUUUACAGCAACAUCUGAUGAUAGAUUACAAUGAUAUUU